UACUUCCUCCUUCUAGUCAGUUAGGGCCCUCUGGGGCUCCGGAUAUCUGUGGUGACUUGUCCACUCUAGUGCAACAUCAUGUGGCAGCUGCUACUGCCGACGGCUCUGCUGCUUCUAGUUUCAGCUGACAUGCAAAUUGCAGAUCUCCCAAAGGCUGUGGUGUCUCUAGAGCCUCUAUGGGACAGGGUGCUCGAGAAGGACAAUGUGACUCUGAAAUGCCAGGGGGACUACCCUCCUGAGGACAAUUCCACACAGUGGUUUCACAAUGAGAACCCCAUCUCAAGCCAGGCUUCAAGCUACUUCAUCACAGAUGCCAGCUUGAAGGACGGUGGAGAGUACAGGUGCCAGACAGGCCUCUCCAAACUCAGUGACCCGGUGCAGCUGCAAGUCCACCUUGGAGCCAUUUCACUCAUCUCCUCCAUCCAUCCACCACUCUUUUCAGCUUGGCACCAAGUCACUUUCUGCCUGCUGAUGAUACUCCUGUUUGUAGUGGACACAGGACUGUAUUUCUCUGUGCAAAGAAACCUUCGAAACUCAAUGAGGAACUGGGAGAACCACAACUAUAAAUGGAGCCAGAACCCCCAGGACAAAUGA
Carlito syrichta (Philippine tarsier) is the source of this 594-nucleotide messenger RNA. RefSeq names its product low affinity immunoglobulin gamma Fc region receptor III-A-like. Gene Ontology annotation, biological process: regulation of immune response; cell surface receptor signaling pathway. Gene Ontology annotation, molecular function: transmembrane signaling receptor activity. The record is from RefSeq and is a predicted model, not a curated record. The coding region runs from base 79 to 594 and encodes 171 amino acids. The transcript has 5 exons. Lineage: Eukaryota; Metazoa; Chordata; Mammalia; Primates; Tarsiidae.